CAGGAACACAGAGAGGGAAGGCAACAACACACACAUCUGGAAAUGAUUGUGGAGGGAGAGAGAGCGAGCGGGAUGCAGUUCUGGUGACAAAAGGGAACAAACAGUAGAGGAAAAGCUUCCAUACGGGAAAUAACAUUCAAUCAAUCUAAAGUUCAGAAUCGUAGAAGAGGACAAACUAAUUGGGGAAAGCGGGGAGACACACCAGUGAAGAACGCAAGAGGAAGAGAAGAAAAAGGAAAGGUUGGUUCUGGCUGGUUCAAUAGCCGAGGCAAAGGAGAUCUGAAAAGGAAAACUGAAAGGAGUUACUGGGAGAAGCGUGACAAAGACAAGAUUUGGAAGAAUUGAAAUUCACCUUCAGGAUGUCAGUGUCUCGGAGGUGUUUGUGCUGCGUCAAAUAUCUGAUGUUUGUCUUUAACCUCAUCUUCUGGCUAGGAGGAUGCGGCUUAUUUGGCAUCGGGGUCUGGUUGUCCUUCACGCAGGCCGAGUUUUCCUCCCUCCCCCUGUCCUUUCCAUCGCUCUCAGCCGCCAAUCUGCUGCUGGUCGCUGGUGGCAUCACCAUGGUGACAGGCUUCCUGGGCUGUCUGGGAGCUCUCAAAGAGCAGCGCUGCCUGCUGUUCAUGUUCUUUGUGAUCCUGCUGCUCCUGGUCCUGACAGAAGUCACUCUCAUUUUGGUGAUACAGAUCUUCCAUGACAAGCUGGAUUCCAAAGCACAAGGUGAAUUAAAGGAAGGGAUGAAGAUUUAUGAAUCAGAACCUGGACUGAAACAAUCCUGGGACAAUGUCCAGAAAAUGUUCAAAUGCUGUGGAGUAACUAACAAAACGGACUGGUAUGAUGUGCUGAAUGGAACGCUGCCCUCAUCCUGCUGCUCUGUGGGGACAGAGCAGUGCGUGGACGGAUGGAGUGAGCCGUGCUAUCAGAAGGCCAGGCAGUGGCUGCUGGACAACAUCCCCUCAGUGCUGGUGUUUGGAGGGUGUAUUGGUGUUGUGCAGAUCUUGGCCCUGGUGUUCUCCAUGCUGAUGUAUUGUCAGAUUCUGUGCGCGGAGAAGCACGUGGACUGACUGCAGACCAGCUGGCCCCUGGCUCCCAUGGGAGGGCUGAUAACAGACUCCUCUGGGAUCCCAACACACCCCCACCCAGACUGGUGCUCCAAACACUACAGUAACACUAUGGAACUCAAAACUAUCAACGGGCACGGUGGACAGUACACUAGUACCAGACCAUAUAGAUGUGAUAUAAUGACCGUCAUCACAGUUUAACACGCUUUAUGUCACAUCAGUAAGGUUCAUGUUACCACUAGACUCCAUCAGCCUCCAAACUACAACACCCUUAAUGCAUUGCUCCUGGAGAGUAACCUGAGGGGAAAGCUUUUUAUGUAGCACUUAGUUCACUUUGUUAACCAUCAUAAAGCCUUGUACAUUCUUCCUAUCCUAUGUGCUCAUUAUUAACCAUGCAGUGAAUGUUCAGUGGCUUUACAGUGCUCUCCUUUUUCUCUAUUCAUCACAGCAGUAUUUUCAAAAAUAUUCCUAUGGUAAUGCUUAUUCUUUAUUGUCUAAUUUAGCACACAAGUUUAUCCAACGCUGUCUCUUUUUAUACUGUAACAUUUUGUGUUAUAGCAAAAACAGUAAGAUCAUAUUGCACUAGUAUAGUAUUAUUGAGACUGAGGCGGCUUUUAGUGCAUGCUUGGAUUUCAGAGUCAAGUCCGAAGCUUAUUUCUCUCUGUUAAAUAAAACUGUUUAAAAAAAUAACA
Sander lucioperca (pikeperch) is the source of this 1747-nucleotide messenger RNA. RefSeq names its product tetraspanin 4b (gene tspan4b). The transcript is spliced from 8 exons. The record is from RefSeq and is a predicted model, not a curated record. Bases 360 to 1058 code for a protein of 232 amino acids. NCBI's taxonomy places the organism in Eukaryota, Metazoa, Chordata, Actinopteri, Perciformes, Percidae. Gene Ontology annotation, cellular component: membrane.